Messenger RNA from Pristis pectinata (smalltooth sawfish), 4349 nucleotides. RefSeq names its product methyl-CpG binding domain protein 4 (gene mbd4). Gene Ontology annotation, biological process: DNA repair. The record is from RefSeq and is a predicted model, not a curated record. Gene Ontology annotation, molecular function: pyrimidine-specific mismatch base pair DNA N-glycosylase activity; DNA binding. Lineage: Eukaryota; Metazoa; Chordata; Chondrichthyes; Rhinopristiformes; Pristidae. Gene Ontology annotation, cellular component: nucleus.
AGGAGAGAGGGAGUAGUGAGUUGGGGAGUGGAGGAGGGUUGGAGAGAGAGUAGCUGGUAGGGGAUGGAUCGCAGCAGGAGAGUGCAGGUGGGUGGGCAGUGUAGGAAUAUAUGUAGGUUGUAGUAAGAGUGUGGGUUGGAGAGGCAGGGAGGCAGGAAUUGGGAGUAGGCGGAGGGUGGUGUGUUGUGGGGUUGCGGAGGAAGAGUGGUUGGGGAGAGGUGAAAGGUGGGGAAGGGCCGUUGCAGAAGUUUAGAGGUGAGCCAGUGAGAUGAGGGUGGGAAAGGGAAGUUCUGGGGGGACAGGCAGAUGAGGAAGGGGACAAGUGGAGAAGGACAUGACAGGGACACAACAUCUGGAGCAGGUGCUUGGGGUGGGGACAGAGUGAACAAGGAGCAAGAAGACUUAAAAGAAGUUUGCAUCAUGGAUGAGCCUCUUGGUCAGAUCAGCAAAAGUCAAUGCUGUGAACUGAAGGAACUAACACAGAAAAGUGAAUCGAUGGAUGCUGGAAGCGCAUGCACUUCAUGGUUUGAAAAUGGGUCUUUUCAGGCUUUGGAUGUUAAAAUAUCCCAAGGAGUUUAUCCUGAACUUCCAGAUGGAUGGAAAAGAGUAGUGAAAGAAAGACGGACUGGAAAGACAGCAGGAAAAUCUGACAUUUACCUUAUAAGUCCAGAAGGAAAACGAUUCCGAUCUUCAAAGGAGCUAGAAAAUUACUUCUGGAGGAACAUUGGAGAAGAAGGUUUGAAGGCCAAAGAUUUUAAUUUCACCCUUUAUUGGCGAAGCUGUGUUCAGCAAAAGAAUGGGCCCACUAAGCAGGCAACACCCCUUCAGAAAAGCACUUCACAAGAUAUCAGAACAUUGGCCAAUAACAUUCCACAGACUUCAUCACUUCUGUCUCAAAAUACUGAGGAAGGGGAGGGAUCUGAAACUGAGGCUUCCCGCCCUUUGGUCCAAAGACAUCAGGUGGAAGUUAAAAACACCUCAAAACAGAAAUGUGAAAUGGGUACAAAACUGCAAGACUUGAUCAGACUGAGAAGGAGUUCUAGGAGAGGAUCAUCUGCAGGAGUGGAACAGAAAAAGUGUCCAUCAGCUGAAGAAAAGGAGGCUAAAGGACAAAAAACAAAUCCAAAAGGUGAGAGGAGAAAGUCCUGUCAGCAAGCAUUGGACAGCAAAAUGCUGCUUCCAAAUCAACAUCCAUUUGAAACCAAGGACACACUGGAAUUGCAAGCAGACGAAACUGAUGAACGCACCUCUGAUGUUCCCAAGUUUAAUUUCCAUUCACAGAUGAAUGAGGAGAUUGAUGUGGAUAUCAGCAUGUUACCUGGCAUGAGCCUUUCACAAACAUGUCACUCAGAUUCAGACUUGGAGAGAACCACAAGGAUUUCUGAUGAGGAUGGGCUUACAUCGCUGAAAACACAAGUGAAUUGGCCUUCUCCAAAGAGGAAGGUAGAGCAGAGGAAGACCAGUCCAUACUUCUCUGGGAAGUAUGCCAAAGGAGCAUCCAGUCCUCCGCGGCGCAAAGCUUUUGUCAAGUGGACUCCUCCUCGAUCGCCUUUUAAACUUAUCCAGGAGACACUCUUUCAUGAUCCUUGGAAGCUUCUUGUUGCAACCAUUUUUCUUAACAGAACCUCUGGUAAGUUAGCUGUUCCUGCCCUGUACUUCCUAGAGAAAUACCCUUCUGCUGAAGUAGCCCGAGCAGCUGACUGGAAGGAAAUGGCAGCACUGCUGAAGCCACUUGGCCUAAAUGAGCUGAGAGCAAAGGCUAUCAUUAAGUUUUCUGAUCAGUUCCUUACCAAACAGUGGAGGUACCCAAUUGAACUGCAUGGAAUUGGAAAGUAUGGAAAUGAUUCUUACAGGAUUUUUUGUGUCAAAGAAUGGAAGGAGGUACAACCUCGAGAUCACAAACUCAACAAAUACUGGAAGUGGCUUUGGGACAACCAAGAAAUGCUGGGCCUUUCCUAAAGAGACGUUCCUCUGGUGAUACAGUGGAUCCACAUGCGGUGUGCUGAAAUGUGUGCUGUUCUGAGAACUCCAAAGUGAAGUAUGAUCUGUGGUGCAGCCUGGAUGUGAAACAAAUCUCACCACUCUUGUAUUCCUUUAACGCCACAUUGGAAAAGGAAAGGCAGUACUUCACUCCCCCUGAUGGUACAUAAAGGUAUUGCAGGAAGUAGUGCACAGUCUUGACAUGUUACUUCACUUGCAGUUUUAACUGUGCUGAGUUAGAAAACUUUUGAAAUGUGCUACAAUUAGCCCCAGUGACCCUUAGGUUAGGAUUGAUUUGUUUCUGAUGGGCUUUGGACCCUAUAAGAAAAUCAGCAUUGUGAGGUUGUAUAAUUGACCUAAUAUUAAAUAAGAACUAUAUUAGCAAAAGGCUACAUGAGGUCACAGGAAAUCACCAUUUCCUCAAUCAAGUUUGCUAUCACGAUAACAUCCCUAAAGUAUGACGUCUAUCGACUUUGGCUUUGAAUGGAUAACUAAAUAUCCAGAUUUGGCAAUACCUCUUGGAAUCUUGCAAAUUUCAGUGAAAUUACAUCUCAUCCUUUGACACGCCAUCUCUCCUCAUGGAACAUUUCCCUUGUCCCUGAAAACAACCCAGUGAAUCAACACUGCACCAACCCAAAGCUUGCAAGUGCCUUUCUUAUGUACAGGGAUCAAAGCUGCACACAGUUCUCGAGAAUUGAAAACAGUAAAUGCAGGGGAUACACAGCAGGUAUCUGUGGGAUAACAACAGUUCUGAUGAGGGGUCAUCAGUUGAUGACCCCUCAUCAGAACUGGGAAACAUUAGAAAUCAAAUAUGGUUUAAAUUGCAGAGGAAGAAAUGGCAGGGGUAACAAAGGCAUGUUGACCUUUGGGUAGAGACCAAGAGGGGUUAAGUGAGUGUAGUGGUACUGUGGAGAGAGCAUGGUGAAGACUUGUUAAUCACUGGUGACCUGAUUGAAGACAACAAAUGAAAAUUAAGCUGGGAGGGAUAGAGAAAGGAAAGUAAUGCUGGAACUGUAAGAUACCAACUGGAGAAACAAAAUACUGCAGUUUAAUAAUGAACAAUUGCACCUUUUUUUUAAUGGUUUAAAGAACAAAUAUUGUGCAGAACAUUUUAGGGAAAUAUUAAAUUGGGCACAUACAUUCAGCAGGGUACCGGGUUGUACAUAGAAGCAAAGGCUCAGUGUACACUCUCAGUAUAAUUUAUCCACUUUCCACAAGUGAGGAAAUGUUUCAGUGGGAGCCAUUCAUCUGACAUCAUCUUCAUCCCAACCAAUUUUAUAGCUUUCUAGUGAAUAUGAACUGUUAACUGAAUAAGACAAUGAAAGCAAAUACCCUGUGAAUGUUUGGCUUUUUGACACCAGAGAUAAAAGACCACGAGAAGGCCGACUUUCUUGCAAUCUGUAGUGUUACCGUUUUUCAGUAAUGGUAAAGCUCUUUCCCUCUUGUGUGGCUGAAUUAAGUGUUCUUUUGGCAAAUUUAGUGAAUUCCAGGAUCAUAAUGGUACAGUGUGGUGGGGUUCGACCUGCUGGCAUACUCUUCCACCUGAAUACUUCUCACUCUUGUUCAUUUAAUAUUACAGAAUUCCAGUCACACAAUAACUACACAUUUGUCAUGGAAUUUUUAUGACAAGGAAAGUCUGAAGCCUGAGAUUUUUUACAGUAACUUUGUGUUUCCAAAGGAUAGUGAUGAAUUGGGGUUUGAAACUGUGUAAUUGUGCCUAUGCUGAAUUUGUCAUUAUGUGGAAUAGAAAUGUGUUUUCUUUUUAGAUUUUAUAUUUGUUGAAUAAAAGGUAAAGAACAGGCAAUUUGUUAAUUAAUUUGUUAAUUGUUAACAUUGUUCCUCAAGGGUCUAAACAGGGUGGAUUUGGAGAACACGUUUUCUCUUGUCGGAGAAUCUACAAUCGGGGGCACUGCUUAAAAACAAGGAAGCAGUGCCUUUGAAUAUUUUUAACACAAUGGUUAUUCCUUCAUAAACUGGGGGCAGAGGUUGAAAGGUAGCCAGAGGUAGACAGGAACAUGGAACUUGGGUUACAAUCUAACAGGCUUUACCAUUUGAUAAGAUCAUGGCCUACUUGAGGAGUUGAAUGGCCUUUUCCUGUUCCCAGUUUGUAUGUUUUUGUAAUAAUUUCAUUGUAAUGUAAGGGAGCAGACUUGAAUGUAAUCAUACUCUCUUACUUCCCUGGAUGGGCAGGCAUGGUAGUGUAACGGUUAGCGUAACACUACUACAGUGCCAAUGACCUGGGUUCAAUUCCAGCCACCAUCUGUAAGGAGUUUGUACGUUCUCCCUGUGAUUGUGUGGGUUUCCUCCAGGUGCUCUGACUUCCUCCCACAUUCCAAAGAUGUACGGGUUAGGAAGUUGUGGGUACGCUA